GUAAAAACAGAGGCUGACACAAAAAAACAGGGACGGCAAGCAGAGGAUACACUGUAGCGACCAUGAUUCUCUCAAACCACUCUUUCCAGUCCAUAUUCUGCUGCUGCUGUGCCAUGCAGACAAGAGAAAUCACCACUCGUAUGAGUCUGGACAGAGACAGAGGACAUGACCAUACCUCAUCUCGCUAUCAGACACAGAGGUACCCAGGACAUGUCUGCAGGUCGGACAGAUCCAGGAGGAAGCUGCCCCCUCCCCCUCCUGACGAAGAUGGGGGAGAUAAGAUCUGUGUCGUGGCAAUGUAUGACUUCACGGCCACGGAGGAGACAGACCUGACGUUACGGCAAGGGGAGGAGUACACCAUACUGCACAAGCAGGAUCAGCUCUGGUGGAGAGCCGAGGACAAAUACGGAAAUAAAGGUUUCAUCCCAAGCAAUUAUGUGACAGAGAAGGAUAAAAUAGAGGCGCACGAGUGGUACUGCAAGAACAUAACCAGAUCAAAAGCUGAGCAGCUGCUUCGGCAGGAGGCGAAAGAGGGAGGAUUCAUUGUCAGAGACUCAAGCCAGCAGGGCUGCUACACAGUGUCUGUAUUCACCAAAGCUUUAAGCUCGGAAAAUGGCGACAUAAGACAUUACCAAAUCAAGCACAACGACUCUGGGCAGUUCUUCUUGGCAGAGAAACAUCUUUUCAGUUCUAUACCAGAUGUUAUACAUUAUCACAAACACAAUGCAGCAGGUCUGGUCACGAGGCUUCGGUAUCCUGUUGGCCCUAUGGGGCAGUGUGUCCCAGCAACAGCAGGAUUCAGCUAUGAAAAAUGGGAGAUCAACCCGUCAGAGCUGUCCUUCAUGAAAGAGCUGGGCAGCGGUCAGUUCGGAGUGGUGCGGCUGGGGAAGUGGAGGGCCCUCUGCAAAGUGGCCAUCAAGACCAUCAACGAGGGCUCCAUGUCGGAGGAAGACUUCAUCGAAGAGGCCAAAGUCAUGACGAAGCUGUGUCACCCGAAGCUGGUGCAGCUGUACGGGGUGUGCAUGAAGCAGAGGCCCAUCUACAUCGUGACGGAGUUCAUGGAAAAUGGCUGCUUGCUCAACUUCCUGCGGCAGCGGAACGGCAUGCUGAGCAAAGAGUGGCUGUUGGCCAUGUGCCAGGACGCCUGCGAGGGGAUGGAGUACCUGGAGCAGAACAGCUUCAUCCACAGGGACCUGGCUGCCAGGAAUUGUUUAGUCAAUGACAAAAAUGUGGUCAAAGUGAGCGACUUUGGAAUGACCAGGUAUGUGCUUGACAAUGAAUACACUAGCUCUACAGGAUCCAAGUUUCCAGUCAAAUGGUCCCCUCCUGAAGUACUGCACUUUAACAAAUACAGCAACAAAUCAGACGUGUGGUCCUUUGGUGUGCUGAUGUGGGAGAUUUUCACAGAGGGAAGGAUGCCGUUUGAGAACAAAUCAAAUGCAGAGGUCGUGGAGGAGAUUACACAGGGUCAUAGGCUGUACCGGCCACACAAGGCCUCCCUCACCAUAUACCAACUCAUGUACAAGUGCUGGCAUGAGAGGCCGCAGGGAAGACCCUCUUUCUCUGAGCUGCUCGAGACCAUUAAACAGCUUGCGGAAAUGGGGUGA
Molecule: messenger RNA, 1607 nt
Organism: Megalops cyprinoides (Indo-Pacific tarpon)
Lineage: Eukaryota; Metazoa; Chordata; Actinopteri; Elopiformes; Megalopidae
Gene: txk
Product: TXK tyrosine kinase
Exons: 15
Coding region: 63-1607 (514 amino acids)
Biological process (GO): B cell receptor signaling pathway; T cell receptor signaling pathway; peptidyl-tyrosine autophosphorylation
Molecular function (GO): protein binding; non-membrane spanning protein tyrosine kinase activity; ATP binding
Source: RefSeq, a predicted model, not a curated record